GCUCUCCCCGGGCCGGCGGCAUGGAGGAGCAGGUGGCGGCCACCCGCGCGCCGGGAGGAGCGGAGGACGGCGGCGCGUCCGCGGGCUCGCCGACCCUGGAGGCUGGCAUCGAGGCGGAGGCGGCGGAACUGCUGCCCUUCUUGAUGCCCGGGGCGCGAGCAGAACUGCAGGCUGAGGCUGCACGGCACGUGUUGGCGCUGACGGGCUCCGGGCCGGGCCGCGCGCUGCUAGCAGGGCAGGCGGCGCUGUUGCGGGCACUGGCUGAACUGGCGGCAGCUCCGGUCCCGGCUCCGGCCUGCGAUGCCUCUCGCGCGCUGGUGAACCUGGCGGCCGACCCGGGACUGCAUGAACUGCUGUUGGCGGCCGACCCCGGCCUGCCUGCCCGCCUGCUGGGCCGCGCGUUGGAUCCACAGUGGCCCUGGGCGGACGAGGCGGCCGCUGCGCUGUCCAACCUCAGCCGCGAGCCGGCGCCGUGUGCUGCUGUAAUGGCGGUGCUGGAAGCCGCGGAGCCGGGGGAGCCAGUCCUGGAGCGCUUGGUGCGCGCGCUGUGCACGCCCGGCUACAAUGCCCGUGCGCCCUUGCAUUACCUGGGGCCCCUGCUUUCCAACCUCUGCCAGCGGCCGGCGGCGCGUGCCUUUUUACUGGACCCAGACAGGUGCAUGAUUCAGCGGCUGCUGCCUUUUACCCAUUACCCAGAUUCCUCCGUGCGCAGGGGCGGAGUGGUGGCGACGCUAAGGAACUGCUGCUUGGAGCACCGACACCACGAGUGGUUGCUCGGUUCCGAGGUGGACAUUCUCCCGUUCUUGUUACUUCCACUGGCUGGGCCUGAGGACUUCUCCGAGGAGGAGAUGGAGCGGUUGCCUAUCGACCUGCAGUACCUGCCUCCUGACAAGCAGCGAGAACCUGAUGUCAACAUCCGCAAGAUGCUUAUUGAGGCCAUCAUGCUGCUGACAGCCACAGCGACAGGUCGGCAGCAGGUGCGGGACCAGGGCGCCUAUCUGGUCCUUAGAGAGCUGCACAGCUGGGAGCCAGAGCCUGCCGUUCGGGUGACCUGUGAGAAGCUCAUCCAGGUGCUUAUUGGGGAUGAGCCAGAACGUGGCAUGGAAAAUCUGCUGGAGGUGCAGGUGCCCGAGGAUGUGGAAUGGCAGCUGCAGCAGCUGGACCGCCAGGAGCAGGAGCAGUGUGAGCAGGAGCGGGAGGCGCAGCAGCUGGCACCAGAGCAACCGCGGGAGAGGCCUGUUCCCCGCUGAGGCCUCUGCAGCCUCCACCACCUCCAGGCCCACCUUCGCUCCCCACAGGCCUCUCUGGACCCCUGAAUGGAAGGCUGUGUCCUGCUAAAAGGUGGAGCUACAUUUAGACUCCAGGUGCGAGCUGAGGACUCCAGUAAUGGCGAGUGUCCAGUAAACAUUAGGGCAGCUGAGGGCACCUCCCCAUCCUGUGCCCUGUGGCCACCAGCAGGAGGUGCAGGUCAUCAGAAGAGCACCGGGCUCUCAUCUGCUUCCACAUGGGAUGGGGGUAAUGGGGGGAUGGCCAGCGGAGCCACUGGACAGAAAAAUAUUCAAGCCCUGAGGGGCCAGCUGGAGCCUCCCAUGUUGAGGGCACCGCAGGGGCCUGGAUGGAAGCAGUACCCCAUCCUGUCAUCCCCACCCCAAGUUCAUCCUGGGCCCCCAGGCUCUGCCUGCCUGACACCCAGCCUCAGAGUGGGCCUUUAGUGACUUUCCUGCUGUUCCAGGCCCACCUGGAUCCUGUCCUACGUCUGCUUGGGGCUGUGUGCCCUUCCACACCUGCACUGGCUCCCCACUAGCCUGUGCCUAAAGUGUUUACUGCUGCUGCUUCCUUCUGUGACUUCCACCUCCCCUUCGGAUCUGUGCCCAGGGCCCUGCCCUUAGCUCUGCCAGCUCCCAAGUCCUCCCGUGUCUAAGCCUGUUGGCCUGGCUCCCUCCCUCUCCCCUCUUCUAGGCCCUCUCCCUGGUCAGCUCCCUUGAGCCUUAGCUGCUCUUCAAGACAUUCUAGACCCUCUUCCCAGAGCCCUUUGCUUACCUCUGCUGAGGCUUUCUAAUAUGCCUAUGGUCCUACCCUCUGCCCAAGCCUGUCCCCUUGGAUCCCACUAUGGGCUCCAUUCGAAUCCCCAGUUCUCCAGCUGCUGAGGCCCCAGGCUGCUGUAGUGGCCCUCCUCCCAUUCUGCUAUCUUCCUGAGCCAGACAUCAAUGCCACCUGCACGUGACCCCUAAGAUUUGUCCUUUCCUCACCAAUGGGCCCCCAGGGACCCCGUACUGUGGUACCAGCAUGUAGCUUGUCUUCCCUGCUGACCAUGACUGGGGCCUCCCUAACGCCCCCACUGCAAAUCCUUAAUCUCAAAGCUGGCCAGCAGAACUGGGCACCAGAGAGCUCCCUCCAUGUCCCCCACGUAUAGCUCUCCCAUUAAAGCUCUGGCACUCUA
Molecule: messenger RNA, 2440 nt
Organism: Loxodonta africana (African savanna elephant)
Lineage: Eukaryota; Metazoa; Chordata; Mammalia; Proboscidea; Elephantidae
Gene: HGH1
Product: HGH1 homolog
Exons: 6
Coding region: 21-1250 (409 amino acids)
Source: RefSeq, a predicted model, not a curated record